AUGCUCUCAACGGCGGUUUCUCGGCCGAUUUUCAAGGUGGAAUGUAAAAGGCAGUUCAAAGUGACGGCGGAGAAAUUUCCGGCGUUUCUACCGAGCGAUGUUGAGAGAAUCAAAGACAAGUUUGCUCUGAAGCUCGCCGCAAGAAUCGAGAGGCUUCCCGUACAAGUAAGUUUCACGGAAGAUAGAAUUAUGAGCAGUUGUGUGACACCGCUGAUGAGGAACGAGACAAGUCCCGUGGUGCUUCUUCACGGAUUUGAUAGUUCUUGUUUAGAGUGGAGAUACACUUAUCCAUUGCUCGAAGAAGCCGGUUUAGAAACUUGGGCAUUUGAUAUCCUUGGUUGGGGGUUCUCUGAUUUAGGGAAACUUCCGCCGUGUGAUGUAGCGUCUAAAAGAGAGCAUUUUUACAAGUUUUGGAAGUCUCAUAUUAAAAGACCUGUGGUUUUGGUUGGGCCAAGCCUUGGUUCUGCUGUCGCAAUAGACAUUGCGGUCAACCAUCCAGAAGCGGUUGAGUCCUUGGUUUUAAUGGACGCAAGCGUUUACACAGAAGGUACAGGAAACUUGGCAACUUUACCCAAAGCAGCAGCGUAUGCUGGAGUAUAUAUACUGAAGAGUGUUCCAUUGCGGUUAUACGCAAACUUCCUUUCUUUCAAUGGUAUCUCAUUGGAAACUAGCUGGGACUGGACAAAGAUUGGUCGCUUGCAUUGUCUAUAUCCUUGGUGGGAAGAUGCAACGGUUAGUUUUAUGACAAGCGGAGGAUACAAUGUAACUUCUCUUAUAAAAAAGGUUUCACAGAAGACACUGAUAAUUUGGGGAGAAGAUGACCAAAUCAUUAGCAACAAGCUUGCUUGGAGACUACACGGAGAUUUAUCGAAUGCGCGUGUUGAACAAAUAUCAAACUGUGGACAUCUUCCCCAUGUCGAAAAACCAGCUGCUGCGGCCAAACUGAUCACAGAGUUUGUUAAAGAGACUUCCCGGAGUAAAGAGGUUGAAAGUAUAUCUUAG
Messenger RNA from Arabis nemorensis, 1002 nucleotides. NCBI's taxonomy places the organism in Eukaryota, Viridiplantae, Streptophyta, Magnoliopsida, Brassicales, Brassicaceae. The record is from the annotation of a GenBank genome assembly.